AGUUAUCGUGGUUUUUUAAAACAAAGGCUCCGACAAAUAUGUCGAUUAUCUACUAGAAAUUGGCUUUUAAACGUGUUUUGUACGAAUGGACUUAUACAUGAAUAUAUUUGGAUUAACAGGAUAACCGAUAUAUUACGACAAAACUUGGAUUAUUGUCUUUUUCCGAAGGUCCAAAAACUGUAAGUUACCCCUUAUAUUUUGGGAGCAAGAUGGCGUCUGUAAAUAGAGGCCACAUAUCCCAUGAAACAUUGAGCGACUUAGACAUUUGUGUGACUCGUAUAUUGUCCAAUACUGAUUGUAUGCCAAGGCACGAAGUUACGGAACAACUAGUGCUAGAUAUUGAUGAAACGUUGUUAAAUGAAUCCAGAAACAUGUUGUUUGACGUUGCAAAGUCUAAGCUGUCUUUACAGUGUGCUAAGGAAUACGGGCCAGUUUCUGCCAGGGGCUAUGAUCAAAUUGAAGAAGUUAAGCUCAAAAAACGCAACGGUGAAAGAAAAAAUGUUAGCUUAGCAAAUGACAUUUAUGACCUGUAUUGCUACCAAAUGGACUAUAUUGAGACUUUUCCGAGGAGUGUUACCUCUCAAGCAAGCCAUAUCCCUGUUUUAACGAAAAAAGCCCAACCCCCGCCAACUGCGCUUGACAUGGAUACGAGACUUAAGAUUAUUGAAUUAACUGCUGAAGUGGUGGAAUUGCGCAAACAGUUAAAAGAGAUAAAAAGGGACCAUCAAGGUGAAAUAGAUAGACUGAAUAUUGCUGUGAACAAGCUUAAAAUUGAGUUGGGCCAACAUACAUGUAUGUCCCUUAGCCCGCAUUACGGGAAAAAGCCAAUUAGUGCAGACCCUGUUUCUGGUAAUAAGCCACUCUCACCGUCUUGUAACUCACGACCAAGAGCUAAUUCCGAGCCCGUCCAGACGUAUGCUAAUGUUACAACAAAGACAUCAGCUGGUAGAGAAACUGCACCUAACAUAAACAAUAACAAACCCGAGAUAAACAAAAACAAUGAAUGUGGCUCAAAUACAGGGUGCUCAAAAAAUGACAUUUCUUCUACAAAGCCAUCUGUAAAUGAAACUCUCACACCAACGCCAGUAAUCAGUGACACGUUUCCGAAUGUUGAUGAAGGGUUCACACUCGUAGACCGAGGACGUCAUCGUAAAGACUCUGGAAUAAGAUUUGGUGAAAAGCGACAAGUUAACCUGCAAUCCCUAGGGCAAUUGAAACAAAGAAUUACUUCCAACGCCAAAGCGCCCACCACAUCCAAAACACGCACACUUAAAGGAAUCGCCUAUGAAAAAACUCAGACACUUUAUCUAGAAAACGUAGAAAUUGAACAUGGAGACACUGAUAAUGAAAUUGAAGACUUAGUUAGGGAUCACAUCAAAUCAAACAUUGAUAUUAACGUCACAAAAAUGUAUGUUGUCCGAAAUAGAUAUUCGACGAUUCGUGUAGGCAUAAAACUCAUAGUUCCCAAAUCUGCAGUCGAAAAAGCAAUGGCAUAUGAUGCAUGGCCAAAUCCCGUUACGUGUCGUCCUUGGGAAUAUAAGCCUACCUCCCGUGGAAAACACAUUUCUCCCCGAAUCACCUACAGGUCGAACAGAUAUCGCGAGGAGCAGUACCCAAGCCCAGAUGAUGCAUACGAUGAAGAUUAUAAUGAUAAUGAUGAUAGAUACUAUAGUGACAUACGCGACUCUACUAAAGAUUUCGAGUCCCGAUUACAUAAAUACUCUCUGCGAGCAACAGGGAAUAAUGCUCCAUAUUAGUGUUUACAUCGAUAUCAAGCCAAGUAACAUUUGUGAUGCAUUACUUAGUACUGUUCAUUGUAACACAUUUGUUAAUGCCCAUGGUCAUGACAGGGUCAGAAACACGUAACAUUGCUAUAACGUCUUGGAAUGCAAAUGGGCUGAAUGCCUCAAGUCCAUAUCUGUAUAACUUGCUUUGUACAACUGAUAUACUAUGUUUGAGUGAACAUUGGCUCUAUCCGGGUGCCUUAAAUGAGUUAAAUAAAGUUCAUCCAGAUUUCAUAUGCAUUGCUGAAAGUAGCAAAUCACUUGACCC
Molecule: messenger RNA, 2052 nt
Organism: Owenia fusiformis
Lineage: Eukaryota; Metazoa; Annelida; Polychaeta; Sabellida; Oweniidae
Source: the annotation of a GenBank genome assembly